Molecule: messenger RNA, 2797 nt
Organism: Diuraphis noxia (Russian wheat aphid)
Lineage: Eukaryota; Metazoa; Arthropoda; Insecta; Hemiptera; Aphididae
Product: protein mab-21-like
Source: RefSeq, a predicted model, not a curated record
CCCGGAUCGAUAGUUCCGCGAGGACGAGCGCGCGCGAAAUGGGCGUUUCCCAGGAGUCGACGCCUCCCGGGACCGCGCCCCACCGCACCAGUGAGCGCGGGAACGCCCGACGCGGGCCACCAUCCGACGCCGCCGCCGCGGUUCCACCGAGCGGACGCAGUCACCGUYGCCGUCACACUAUACCCGCUGCAGUAUCACAUCUUACGUCGCUCGCACUGCACACGACACAAGACUAUAUCGUCGUUCACGUCACAAUAAAUAAUAAAUCAUAAAAAUAAAUCGUCAACGCGUAUACCGAGCAGAGUCCGCAACGUCAUAUUAAUAUAUAAAUAUAUGUGUGUAUAGUUCUCGACGCGAUCUAUCCAUCUAUAAUAUACUCAAUCUUUUCGUUUUCUCGUCCGUCCGCGGCGUACACGGCGUGUUAUAUAAUAUAAUAAUAAUAAUAAAUUAUCGGAUCGGUCGUCGUCAUCAUGUCGUGACGCGAAAACGGUCCGCUACCGCCUCUGACCUGCAGCAGGUGACAUGCGACACGGURCCGGUGCAACAGCCGCAGAAGCCGCGAUGCUCGUGCCCCAGGACAUGCUGUCGGCCCAGACGAAGAUGUCGUACCAGCUGGGCAAGUUUUGGGCUGAACGGGUGAUGGCCCGAAAGACGGUCACGGCGAAAACGAUCCGCGAGGUAUGCAAGGUGGUGCAAGACGUGCUCCGGGAGGUWGAGUCCCAGGAGCCGCGGUUYAUAUCGUCUCUGGUCGAGUGCAACGGCAGGUACGAGGGCCUGGACGUGGUGUCGCCCACCGAAUUCGAGAUCGUGCUCUACCUGAACCAGAUGGGCGUGCUCAACUUCGUCGACGACGGGUCGCUGCCCGGGUGYGCGGUACUCAAGCUCAGCGACGGACGCAAACGGAGCAUGAGCCUGUGGGUCGAGUUCAUCACGGCKUCCGGAUACCUGUCGGCCCGCAAGAUCCGGUCCCGGUUCCAGACGCUGGUGGCGCAGGCGUGCGACAAGUGCGCGUACCGGGACUCGGUCAAGAUGAUCGCCGACACUAGCGAGGUGAAGCUCCGGAUCCGCGAACGGUACGUGGUGCAGAUCACGCCGUCGUUCAAGUGCGCCGGCAUAUGGCCCCGGUCGUCCGCCCACUGGCCGCUGCCGCAGAUCCCGUGGCCGCACCCCAACCUGGUUGCCGAGGUCAAGACCGAGGGUUUCGACCUGCUGUCCAAGGAGUGCGUGACACUGCACGGCAAGCAGUCGGCGCUCGAGGGCGACGCGUGGGUCAUGUCGUUCGUGGACGUCGAGAACCGGCUCAUGUACGGCGGCUGCCGCAAGCGGUGCCUGAGCGUGCUCAAGACGCUCAGGGACCGGCACCUGGACCUGCCCGGGAACCCGGUCACCAACUACCACAUCAAGACGCUGCUGCUGUACGAGUGCGAGAAACACCCGCUCGAAGUGGAAUGGGACGAACUGUGCUUGGGCGAUCGCAUCAACGGCAUACUGCUGCAGCUCAUCUCGUGCCUGCAGUGCCGACGGUGCCCGCACUAUUUCCUGCCGCACGUCGACCUUUUCAAGGGCAAGGCGCCCGGCAGUCUGGAGAAUGCGGCCAAGCAGACGUGGAGGCUAACCAGAGAGUUACUCACCAAUUCCAGGGCUUUCGACAAGCUGUGACGCGCGCCGCAACCACAACAUCACGCAUCAUAUGCGAUAGUAUAUGUUUGAAAAAAAAUAUAAAGGUAUACAAACGACACGCGCCUGCAUAAUGCACUUAUCRUCCAUUUAUCGCGCAUCGUCAUCUCCUCCGCCGCCGCCCCCGCCGUCAUCGCUGGCGAGGUUUUUAUUACGUUUUGUUAUACGUCAUACGUCUUUCUUACAUUAUAUUUAUUGGAUUUUUUUGUCCCGUUCAUUCGGCUCUCGUCGUUCUUCUGCCGCGAGGAGACAACCGCCAACCGAACUGUAUCGUGUGUUUGGUAGGUAUAUAAUAUAUUAUAUAAUUAUCAUAUUAUAUAUUAGUUCUGUUUUUUCAUCAUAUUGAGCGUAAAUGUGCUUAGGUGUUAAUAGGUAUCGCGAUAUUAUAUAACCAUUAUAAGACCAUCCCAUAUAAACUUAUAUAAUAUUUGAAAUAAGUGUAUAGAUAAUAUACCUAUAUAUAUAUAUACGCGAGCGCCACGUGAUUUAUCACUUUAAUAUAUUCGAUAUACGAUACGAUUUUGUUUUUUGUUUUGUUUUUUUUUAAUUGUUUUUAAAUAUCAUUACAACGCUUUGUUGUUCACCUCGAAAAUCGAAACAUUCUACACAAUAUAUAUUUUUUUCAACGAGGUUCACAGAUAUAAAAUUAUUAUACAUUUAUGUCCUAUUACGCUUAACCUACCUAUAUAUAUGCCUAUAUUAUACCUCCAUAGAUAGGUAUCGCGCAUGCAAUUAUUUUUUGUUUAUUCGAAAAGUUCUGAUUAUUAUGUACACAUUAUAUUGUAAACACAUGAAGUGAUGACGAUUCAUCGUAAUAAGUGGAUAUAGUUUGUUUACAAGUAUUUAUCAGAAGACGAUUGUUAACUCAAAUUCUCGAUACUAUAUACCUAUAUAUAUACCUUAUUGUUACCUAUAUAAUCCAUAUAAUAUUAAUUAUUAUUAUGUACAAAAUGUGUUCAAUUAUAUUUUUUGUCGAAAUUAUUUUUAUGUAUAUAUUAUUUGUAUAUGUCGAUUAUAUAUAGCAUUACAGCCUCAUUGCAAUAACCUCAACGAUAAAUACCUAUACUGUAUUUACUAUUGAUGUUUAGUUUUUGCUAUUUAAUAUAAAAUAUACGUCAUA